CCUCUCCUCUCCUCCUCCCAGGGCUUCUUCCGGCGCAGCAUCCAGAAGAACAUGGCGUACACGUGUCACCGGGAAAAGAUGUGCGUCAUCAACAAGGUGACCCGCAACCGGUGUCAGUCCUGCCGUCUGCAGAAGUGCCUCGACGUGGGCAUGUCCAAGGAGUCGGUGAGAAACGACCGGGCCAAGAAGAAGAAGGAGGAGAAGCGCGCCGAGCCGUCCGAGGUGUACGUCCUCACCGCCGAGGAGGAGAAGAUGAUCGAGCGCGUCCGACGGGCCCACCAGGAGACCUUCCCCUCGCUCUGCCAGCUGGGGAAGUACACCACGAGUAACAGCGCGGAGCACCGCGUGGCUCUGGACGUCAACCUGUGGGACAAGUUCAGCGAGCUGUCCACUAAGUGCAUCAUCAAGACGGUGGAGUUCGCCAAGCAGCUGCCCGGCUUCACCACGCUCACCAUCGCCGACCAGAUCACCCUGCUCAAGGCCGCCUGCCUGGACAUCCUGAUCCUGCGUAUCUGCACGCGCUACACCCCGGACCAGGACACCAUGACGUUCUCGGACGGCCUGACGCUGAACCGCACCCAGAUGCACAACGCGGGCUUCGGGCCGCUCACCGACCUGGUGUUCAGCUUCGCCAGCCAGCUGCUGCCCCUGGAGAUGGACGACGCCGAGACCGGCCUGCUCAGCGCCAUCUGCCUGCUGUGCGGAGACCGACAGGACCUGGAGCAGUCCGAUAAGGUGGACGUUCUUCAGGAGCCCUUGUUGGAGGCUCUGAAGAUCUACGUGAGGAGGAGGAGGCCGGACAAGCCCAGCAUGUUCCCCAAGAUGCUGAUGAAGAUCACCGACCUCCGGAGCAUCAGCGUCAAGGGAGCGGAGCGGGUGAUCACGCUGAAGAUGGAGAUCCCGGGCCACAUGCCGCCGCUCAUCCAGGAGAUGCUGGAGAGCUCGGAGGGCCUGGACGGCCAGGGCGCCGGGGGGGGCGGCGGCAAGGGGGCCGACGACGGGCUGGCGGGGGCCGGGGGCAAGAGGAGGAGGGGCAGGAAGGACCGCGACGCCGGGGACGCGCCCGCGAGCGGCGGCGGCAGCACGGGCACGCCCCAGUUUGAACAGGUCACCAAGCCAAACUAA
Gadus chalcogrammus (walleye pollock) is the source of this 1125-nucleotide messenger RNA. Its product is annotated as retinoic acid receptor alpha-B-like. Gene Ontology annotation, cellular component: transcription regulator complex; nucleus. Gene Ontology annotation, biological process: regulation of transcription by RNA polymerase II; retinoic acid receptor signaling pathway; cellular response to corticotropin-releasing hormone stimulus. The transcript is spliced from 8 exons. Gene Ontology annotation, molecular function: nuclear receptor activity; nuclear glucocorticoid receptor binding; RNA polymerase II cis-regulatory region sequence-specific DNA binding. NCBI's taxonomy places the organism in Eukaryota, Metazoa, Chordata, Actinopteri, Gadiformes, Gadidae. Bases 52 to 1125 code for a protein of 357 amino acids. The record is from RefSeq and is a predicted model, not a curated record.